UCUCCUCGCUGCCGUUGACGGCAUACACAGAUGAUAGCAGUACAGCAUCCAGCGCAGAUACCAGAUCCUCUCUCUGUUCCGGAGAACGCUCCAGAACACUGCCCAGGCACUGAAUCUGAGCUUGCAGGGAAAUCUGCAGCAUGCGAUGGAUGCGCAAACCAAGAGAUAUGCGCAACGAAUACACCAAAGGGUCCUGACCCUGCUCUGCCACUCAUCCGUCAACGUAUGUUAAAUGUCAAGCGCAAGAUCCUCGUUCUCUCGGGCAAGGGCGGUGUGGGCAAGUCCACUUUCACUGCCCAACUGGGUUGGGCAUUUGCUUCAGAUGAUGAAAUUCAGACAGGAAUCAUGGACGUCGAUAUCUGCGGGCCUUCGAUUCCCACCAUCCUCGGUAUUACAUCUGAACAAGUGCACUCAUCAUCAUCUGGAUGGUCUCCUGUUUAUGUCCAAGACAAUCUAGGCGUCAUGUCUGUGGGCCUCAUGCUUCCCUCUUCAAAAGACGCCGUCAUGUGGCGAGGGCCGAAGAAAAACGGCCUUAUUGCGCAGUUCCUCAAAGACGUAGACUGGGGUACACUUGACUAUCUCCUUGUCGAUACUCCACCCGGAACGUCUGAUGAACACCUCAGCAUCGUGCAGUACCUCAAAGACAGUGGGAUCGACGGCGCCGUCGUUAUCACGACACCUCAGGAGGUCGCCCUGCAGGACGUGCGCCGUGAGAUAGAUUUCUGUCGAAAGGUCGGGAUCAGGGUGUUGGGCGUCGUCGAGAACAUGGCGGGCUUCGUGUGCCCAGGGUGUAAGACGGAGUCGCAGAUCUUCAAGCCAUCGACGGGCGGCGCGAAGAAGCUUGCGCAGGACAUGGGUGUCGAGAUGCUGGGAUCUGUCCCCCUCGAUCCGCGGAUAGGAAAAAGUGCAGACUAUGGGGUUAGUUUCCUAGAUGAGUAUCCGGACAGCCCUGCCACGACAGCAUAUUUGAACAUCAUCGACCGCAUUAAACAGAUUCUAGGGGACGAUUAGUUGAAUAUCUAUUCACCUUCUAUCCGGGAUCUUAUUCGCGCUCAUUCCCGGCUUUGUACCUCCGCCAUACUCACCCUUUGUACUAGAUAUCAUGGAACUGUAUUAUUCUUCGAGAGCUGUAAUUGAUUCCAACGUAGGGGGGUGUAUUGUACAUUCAUUCUAUCAUGUGCAUGUUCGUUCUAUGCCGCAUCACUCAAAACAAGCUAAGACAGCCACUUGAGUGCACGUCUAAACACUUUCCUCUACCACGCCAACACCUCAACUUGACUUCUCCUUAUCACUUUCCUUGUCCUUGCUCCAGGACUCGCGCUUUUCGCCCCUGAACUCCCCAGGCAUCUCACUCGGUGGUGCAUCUGCCUCUGUUUCCGCUUCUCGAAUGUACCGCGCAAUCGGUGCACCUCCUACCUCGCCGCUCUCGCCAGCGUCCACACUUUCGUAUAUUGACACUGUCGAGAGCGUACGUAGGAGCUUCCUUGGGACCUCCGCACCACCAACAGUACUCGCCGUCCUCGACCGAGCGGGUAUGACGUACCCAUCGCGUUGCGCGCUAGGGAAUGCGAUGCCGCCGGCGCCGCCUUGUCCCGUACCUCCACCACCGUCGUCAACGAAUGAGGGCGCACGCCCGAACACUUGCUCCGGUGAACGCGAGAAGUAUGAGUCGCGGUCGCGCGUUGAAUGUGCCGAGUGUAUCGAAAAGAUACUUGCGCGUCUCGCGUACGAGACCAGCGGGUCUCCAUCUCUCCUCCUCGCGACUAUCGGAGCUAGACUUCCCUCGCUCGCCUUUCGCUCUUGCGCCCUCUCCGGAAGAUCUACUGGUUCCUCCUCUGCGCUUUGUCCAGAUUCCACAACUGUGUUCAGUUCGGUCUGAUCCUCUUCUGUUCUACCAACGGCGAUCUCCUCCGAAAGCACACUCGGACUCCUCAAUGAUGCGGGUUCCUCGGUCAUCUCCAAUGCAAAGGACCUGACCUCCUUUCUGUACUCCUCGAUCUCCUUCCACAAAGUCUCUCUGAACUGCUCGAUGGUCUCUAAUGCUUCGAUCUCUCGCCAUCGAUCAAAAGGUGUCGGGCAGAGGGGCUCGUCAUCGACAUCGUGAUAACCCGCAAGCCAAGGGUGUUCAAGGGCUUGUCCAACUGUUAUUCGCGAUUCAGGGUCGAAGCACAACAUUUUUUCCAAAAGGUCAAGUGCUUGAGGGUCAGCCAACGGGAUAAAUUUG
Molecule: messenger RNA, 2224 nt
Organism: Heterobasidion irregulare TC 32-1
Lineage: Eukaryota; Fungi; Basidiomycota; Agaricomycetes; Russulales; Bondarzewiaceae
Exons: 5
Coding region: 31-1011 (326 amino acids)
Biological process (GO): iron-sulfur cluster assembly
Cellular component (GO): cytosol
Molecular function (GO): ATP-dependent FeS chaperone activity; ATP binding; 4 iron, 4 sulfur cluster binding
Source: RefSeq, a predicted model, not a curated record